ACUAACUUAAAAUAAGUACAUGGAUUUUGUUAACGGUCCAAGAAGAAAACUGUGUAAAAAUGGCGACAGCCACGUUGUUUCAUCAUCUUCAGCUGAAUCAGUACAUCUCUAUACUCCCAAAAAACAACACUCCAAUCUUGAUCAAGAUUUCAUUUUUUCUCAUUGCUCCAUGACUUUACACUUUUCUGCUCAAAAUAAUGAACACCCUUUUCAUCAAGAUUACAUUUUUCCAUCUUCUUUGCUUCAUCUUCCUUAAAUCUGCAUCUGGAUUUGGUUCUAUGGGACCCAUUUCAGCUGCUUUUGGUAAAAAUGGUUUCUUUUGUGCUAUUGAUGCGAGUGGCAAACAAGAUGUUAUUUGUUGGGGUAAUAAAACUAAUAAUCCUUCACUUCCUGAUGUACUAAACUACCCCACUGAUGUUCCCUCCAUGGCUGCUUUAUCUGGUGGUGAUGGUUUUCUUUGUGGCAUUUUAUCAAACACUUCGCAGGCAUUUUGUUUUGACUCAAUGGGAUCAAGGUCUGAUCUUGUUCCUAAUGUUUAUAAACCUAAUGCUUAUUCUCAUAUUGCUGCUGGUAGGAAUCAUGUGUGUGCUAUUAGGGGAUCUUAUUAUUCUGAGAGUGAUUGGGGUAGUAUUGAUUGUUGGGAUAUUAUUCGAAAAUCCAAUGGUACUUUUGAAUCGAGGGAGAGUUCGUUGUUUUAUAAUCAGUAUACUAGUUCAUAUGUUUUUAAGAAGAUAGUUUCUGGAGAUGGGUUUAGUUGUGGGGGUGUUAAGGAUGGAGGGGUUCUUUGUUGGGGUCCAAAUUCUAGUGGCAUUGGUAUAUCGGGUUUAUCGGAGAAUAUUCAUGCUUUAACUGCAGGGAUUGACUCUGUUUGUGGGGUUUUAGAAGAGUCAAGUGAAGUCAAAUGUUGGGGGUCUAAUGUCUCAUUUGGUAUCCCUCCGGUUGGGGUACCAUUCGUGUCAUUGGCAGCUGGUGUAGAGCAUUUUUGUGGGAUUAGACAAGAUAAUCAUGGGAUUAUGUGUUGGGGAAACUAUAAUUCAUCUCUGAUUCCUAAAGGAUCAGGCUUUCUUGCUAUUGCUUCAUCUGAUUUUAUAACUUGUGGUAUUAGGGAAGGCGAUUUGGUUCUUGAUUGCUGGUAUACGAAUAUUUCCUCACAAGUAGACUAUGAUCCACCACUGCAGCUGUGUAGUCCAGGAUUGUGUACUCCUGGUUCUUGCGGGGAAGGGAAAUUUUCGUUCAAUGCGAGCCUUAUAAAUGAGGCAGAUUUGAUAAAUUUGUGUGUUAGGAAAGAUCUUAAGAUUUGUUCACCUUGUGGGGUGAACUGUUCUGAAGGAUUCUUCCCCUCUAGUUCUUGUACUGAAAAUGCUGACAGGGUUUGUACUACUUGCUCUCUCUGCCAGAAUACCUCUUGUUCUGAUGUUUGUAAGCUCCAAAUAUCGGCAGAGUUGAAGCAACAGCAUCAGCAUCAAAUGCGUCAACUGAUCAUCAUAGUCGGGUCUUCUGCUUUUGGUUUCUUGUUCUGCUUAGCUGGAUUAUGUUUGUUAAUCCGCAUGAUAUCCAGCAAAAGUAAAGAAGGAGGAAAGAACCAAUUCGCCUCUUGUAUUCGCAAGCCUGAGAAGGAAACUGAUGCUAAUACUGACCUUCAUCCUCCUGUGUCCGUGGCUCCGUGUCCAGGGGAAGCUCAGGUUUUCCGGCUUUCAGAGCUGAAAGACGCCACUAAUGGGUUCAAGGAGUUCAACGAGCUUGGCAGGGGAAGUUACGGAUUUGUUUAUAAAGCUGUUCUGCCGGAUGGGAGGCAAGUAGCAGUAAAGAGGGCCAAUGCUGCUACGAUAAUACACACCAACAGCCGGGAGUUUGAAAUGGAGCUAGAGAUCCUCUGCAGUGUUCGUCACAGCAAUAUAGUUAAUUUAUUAGGUUAUUGUGCAGAAAUGGGGGAAAGGAUUCUUGUUUACGAACUCAUGCCUCAUGGAACACUUAAUGACCACCUCCAUGGGGGUCUUUCUCCGGUGAGCUGGAAUCUUAGGCUGAAGAUCGCAAUGCAGGCUGCAAAGGGGAUCGAGUACCUUCACAAGGAGGUUUCUCCUCCUAUCGUGCACCGUGAUGUGAAGAGUUCAAACAUUCUCUUGGAUGCUGAUUGGGGAGCUCGGAUUGCAGAUUUUGGACUGCUUACGCCUAACGAGAAGGAUCUUAAUGGAGACGUGCAUAUGGAUGUCUAUAGCUUUGGGAUCGUGCUGCUUGAGAUUCUUAGUGGAAGAAAAGCUUAUGACAGGGAUUGCACACCUCCGAGUAUCGUUGACUGGGCACUGCCUCUGAUCAGACAAGGGAAAGCAGCUGUUAUCAUAGAUCGUUACGUUGCUCUUCCAAGAAAUGUCGAACCUCUGCUUAAACUUGCUGAAAUUGCAGAGCAGGCGUUGCGGGAAAAUCCUGCUGAGCGCCUUGAUAUGUCACAGUUGGCACUUCUGUUAGAGCAGCUAGUGAAGGAUGUAAUGAUAUCAUAGCCUUUAUGUCGGAGUUUUAUAUUAAGUUUUUGGUGGAUUGAAAUUUUUCAGAAAACAAAAUCAGAGGAUAGCAUAUUGGUGAGUAACGACGCUCUUCUGCAAUUGUACAUUUCUAUGAGCUGCUUGUAAAUUUUGUGCUUAUAUUUUUUAUUUGCCACAUUCUUGGACAAAUGUCAACAAUAAAUUUUCAACUUUUUCUUAAAGCAAUGAAACAUGUGAUGCUGCACCAAA
Molecule: messenger RNA, 2726 nt
Organism: Solanum verrucosum
Lineage: Eukaryota; Viridiplantae; Streptophyta; Magnoliopsida; Solanales; Solanaceae
Product: serine/threonine-protein kinase-like protein CCR1
Exons: 1
Coding region: 198-2495 (765 amino acids)
Biological process (GO): protein phosphorylation
Molecular function (GO): ATP binding; protein kinase activity; protein binding
Source: RefSeq, a predicted model, not a curated record